Messenger RNA from Saccoglossus kowalevskii, 1543 nucleotides. RefSeq lists its product as uncharacterized. Gene Ontology annotation, molecular function: phosphatase inhibitor activity; transcription corepressor activity; chromatin binding. The record is from RefSeq and is a predicted model, not a curated record. NCBI's taxonomy places the organism in Eukaryota, Metazoa, Hemichordata, Enteropneusta, Harrimaniidae. Gene Ontology annotation, biological process: negative regulation of transcription by RNA polymerase II; negative regulation of phosphatase activity.
AGAAAGCAUGUCGUACGUAGAAAUGUUCAUCGGUCGUUAAACGUAAUAUUAUACCUUUUGCGAUAUUUAUAGGGCAACCAUUGGUCGCUUAUAAUUUCAGUGGCACUGGUCAGACGACACUCACUUCUGUAAUAGUUUGGUAUACUAUUGGAUAUAAUCACACACAAAAAACGCGCAUUGUUUUUAUUUUGAUUUGAUUGUGGAAUGGUUAUUGACGGGAUGGUUAUAGGAAAAGAUGGACCCUUCUCAGCUUCAACGUUUGCAAGAAGAACAGCACAGAGCUUUGAACGAUUGUGCCGAAAAAAUUCAACAAUGGGAAAAGUUUGAUGAAGAUUACAAUGCUUUACAUGAAAGAUUGGAAACGCUACCUGAUAAAACAACCCACGAUGUUAUGGUACCAUUUGGAUCCCUUGCAUUCAUGCCUGGCAAGCUGGUACAUACAAAUGAAAUACUAGUCUUACUUGGUGACAACUGGUUUGCUGAGAGAUCCGCUAAACAGGCUUGUGGAAUUGUAGAUAGGAGGAAAAAACAGGUGGAAGAAAAUCUCAAACAACUGAGAGAAGAAAAACGUUUGCUUGAAGCACAGGCUGGUUUCACAGAUGAUUUCCGCACUGAAAGCAGCAAUAAAAAGGAUAUUGUUGAGAUCAGAGAAGACUAUGAUCCUGAGAAAGAGGCUAAAUGGAGAGAAGAAAGACGAAAAAAAGGCAGAGAAAGAGCAAAAGAGAGGGAGAAGGAAAGGGAAGAAGAACUUAGAAGAUUGAAAGAAACAAAACAAUCAGAGGAGAGCACCAAGGAAGUUAGCAAACCUUCAAUUACUGAAGAAGAGUUGUGGGAAAGAUUGGACAGACUUGAGCAGUUAGAGGAUGAAUUGGAUGAAUUAGCAAUGUUGUCUGAGGAUUCUGAUGGUGACGACGAAGAAGAUGAUGAUGAUGAUGAUGAAGAAGAUGGCUGUGAUGAUGACAGAGUAAAUGAAAUGGAGAGGGAGAAAGGAACAUGGAAAAGCAGAAAUAUUGAUGAGAAAACCAACAGGAAACAUGUGAAAUGGAAAGAACCUGAACAAGAAUAUAGCGACGAGGACAAAGAAGAGAUACCAAAAAAAACUAUAUCAUUUAUUCAUACAAGGAUUUCGCCGUUAUUCUCAAUAGAGGAAAAGGAUACCGAUGAUGAGGAUCUAGAAUCAGAUUCUCCAAAAAUAAUGAGUCCUAGAGAUAUUUACAAAUACUUUGGUCCGACUACGUCAGCGCUUACUAAUGACAUAGUUUUGAAAGACAGCGAGGAACCUUCACGAUGUGUGUUGCCAGCUACAAAUACCAAAAAGCCUGCCAAGUCGAUACUUAAAACGAGUAAAUCAAAGUCCAUUGAAGUGAUGGACACAACAAAGACUGACAGCAAACCAUCAGUAUCAACUCUAUUACCUGCAUUUUCAGGUGAAGUAUUCGAAAGAGAAGCAGUUAAAGAAGCGACGCUCCCCAUCCAACCAGUAAUGCUUCCUGCAGCAAAGAGAAUGUCUAGAUUCAAAGCUGCAAGACAAAAAACUAUAUAG